Molecule: messenger RNA, 11354 nt
Organism: Alligator mississippiensis (American alligator)
Lineage: Eukaryota; Metazoa; Chordata; Crocodylia; Alligatoridae
Gene: RAB3C
Product: RAB3C, member RAS oncogene family
Exons: 5
Coding region: 499-1158 (219 amino acids)
Biological process (GO): protein localization to plasma membrane; regulation of exocytosis; protein secretion
Cellular component (GO): plasma membrane; endosome; synaptic vesicle
Molecular function (GO): GTPase activity; GTP binding
Source: RefSeq, a predicted model, not a curated record
CUACCCCACCAGGCAUGCGUCAGGGCAUGCAUGCAUGAGUGUUCCCCAGGAACAAGUAGUAAUACACAACUAUGUGCCACUGGUAUUUGUCCCUGGGGAAAUGCACAUGCACGCUUACGUGGAUGUACCCAUGGAAUUUGAGGGACUUGAACAGAGUGGAAUUAGGAUUGCAUUUAUGCCCCUUAAUAUAUUUAAGCAUUUGAUAGAUAAAGUAGGACCUGGGCUUCUACUGCAGAGUAUAUACUGUACAAGAUAUUAGUUUGUUUAUUUUUUUUCCAGAACUGGAAAAGGAAGUGGGAGUGAAUAGGAACAUGAGUAUGUUACUAGAGAGGAGAUGAGCGAAACUUCUUUGUAGGGAAAUUCUGUUUAAACAGAUAAGAAAGAAAAGGACACUUACCCAAGAGUGCUGCAGAAUGUACAACCUUCAGCAAAGCUGUGAAUACUACAAUGCAGGUCUCUUGACUUCUCAAGUUACUCAGCUGUACUGGUUCCUGACUGAUGGCAUCUGCUCAAGAUUCCAGAUAUGGCCAGAAAGACACAUCUGACCAGAACUUUGAUUACAUGUUCAAAUUGCUCAUCAUUGGCAACAGCAGUGUUGGGAAAACCUCCUUUUUGUUUCGUUAUGCUGAUGAUUCCUUUACAUCUGCAUUUGUAAGCACGGUUGGGAUCGAUUUCAAAGUCAAAACAGUUUUCAAAAAUGAAAAAAGGAUUAAGCUACAGAUUUGGGACACAGCAGGUCAGGAGAGAUAUAGAACGAUUACCACAGCCUAUUACCGAGGUGCAAUGGGCUUCAUUUUAAUGUACGAUAUCACAAAUGAAGAAUCCUUCAAUGCUGUACAAGACUGGUCAACUCAAAUCAAAACAUACUCUUGGGAUAAUGCCCAGGUUAUUUUGGUCGGUAACAAAUGUGACAUGGAGGAUGAACGGAUAAUCCCUACUGAGAGAGGCAAACAUUUAGCAGAGCAACUUGGUUUUGAAUUUUUUGAAACAAGUGCCAAGGACAACAUAAAUGUCAAGCAGACAUUUGAGCGGCUCGUGGAUAUCAUCUGCGACAAAAUGUCAGAAAGUCUGGAAACAGAUCCUGCCAUUGCUACUGGAAAACAGAAUACAAAACUAAAGGACACCCCUCCACCACAGCAACCCAACUGUGGCUGUUAAUACAGUGAUUGACAAAGGCAGCUCCAGUGUGUUCUAUUGCCAACAGAGUAUUUAUGAAUGGUCUAUAAGCCUUUAUUUAUACUGUCUUCUUAAUUUAUUUGGGGGAAAUUUAUGUUAGCACCUGGUACGGUAUGUGUAAACAACUGUAUAGAGAUGUUAUCAUUAGUUUGUAAGGACUACCCAUUUCUCACCAUCUGGCCUUUGCAUGUGGAUGGCUUCCCGUUUGUCUUCUCUUUUUUAACUCUUUAUACAUUACACUUACUUCAGCUGGUGCUGUGACCUCAGACCAGUUUGCCUAUAUCUGAUUUUUUGUUUCAUUGGUUUUAAAUUACACAAUUUUCUCCUUAAAGUGUAAUGACCAGGUACUUGGGAAUAAGCUUUCUGGUGUAAUUUAUAAUUUACAUAACACACUGUUAAAUUAAUUCAUCAAUGUUAAAAUAUUGCUCAAAUACAGGGAGCUUAUCACUGUUCUCUCCAGACCACUUGUUCGUGGCAUACUUCCUAGGGGGUAAUACUGCAGCACAUCCAUGGCCACCUAGGGAAUUCACUGCUGCCUCUGUGCUAUGCAUCAUGACCACUCAGAAAUUCAAAGAAACAGCAGGGGUAGAACUCCAAACUGCCUUGAUCCAAAAACAGGCCCUAGCAUUUGGUAUAGGAAACAUUUAUAUUAACUGCUGGCAGGAUAUGGGAUAUGUCUCAGAUCCAGGAAGUUAUUUAGGCACUUGCCAUCGAAAUCAUGAGUUAGACAUCCAAAUUCCUAUGUGGAUCUGGGCUUACAUUGCACUUCCAUCCAUUUGAUAUGCACUGGAUGGAUCUGCUGCAACAGAUGGGAGUUGAUAGUUACUUCCUCUGGAUUUUAUUUGCUUUUUAGACAAUGAAUACUCAUCUCUUGAUAUUAUCCCAGAAAAGCCAAAUCCACUGUGUUCAGUUAUUCAAAGCCAGAAAAUAUUUAACCACAUUGCAAUAGAAGCUGUAGUGUGUAGGUCUUCAGGAAUUUCAUCUUUCAUUUUGUUCUUAAAAACAGACGAUCUAUGUGAAUUUUGUAGUCUGAGAAAACCCCUAUGAACAGACUGUAAAAGCCCCUUUCUCUCCUCAAAUAUUUCUGUAGAGCCCCAGCUGAAGGUAGUGAGAUUUGUUGCUGAAGUGAAAAUUAGUCAUUCCACUAAAAAAAGAAUUUGGACUGGACUUGCCUGUGGGAGCUGAGCAGUGAUUCUUGGUGACAGCACAAUCAGAAGUUCACACAGAUCCUGGACCUAUGAACAAAUUACAGUGACUUAAAAGGUUGUAAGUUCUUACCAUGGAGUAACUGUUUAUCUGUCCACUCUUAUCUCAAAGUUAACUGAGCGCUAAAUCACAAAAAUCCCUGUUUUACUGAAGGCUAAGCUGCUCUGGUUUAGCUUUCACUUACUUAACAUGGGGUAAGAACAGGCACCUGGACAGUUGACUUGGAACAAUUGUACGGCCCAUCUCCUUUAACUCUCUGUAAUUUGUUUGUCCAUACACAAAGAUUUUUGAAAAUUGUGAAGGAAUAAGUUCCUUAGUAAUUUCUGUAACUAGACUGUGCAGAAGACUUGCAAAAUUGGUGGAAGGUUGCGAAGAUAACAGAAUAAUGUCCACAGAUUUUAUUUUUUUUAAGCAUUAAAAAAUGGUCAUUUCUUACAAUGUUAAUAAGCUCUCACUCUACUAAUUGGUGGCAAUUUCUCAUAUAGGUGUCCUGCUGUACUUUGUACAGCUUCUUUAUCUGGGCCACUAUAAUAGUCUUCAAGUAAAUGGUAUUAUUGAGGAGACAUUAACUUUUUGUUGUUCUUAAUUAUUUCAGCUUUAAUACAAGGUUGACAUUUUACUAAAUACAUGCCACCAAAAAAAAAAAAAAGAAAGAAAGAGAAACAGAAUAGGAAAGUGAGAACCAUAACAGCUACUUGACAUUGCUUAUGGCACACAAGACUUCAAGGAAACCCCUUUACAGAACAUCACUUCCUUUAGGGUAUUUAUAUAAACACUAAGGCCACACCUGUAUUAGGAAACAUGAUUAUUUUCAAUGCAUCUGAAUUAAUGCCCAUUAACUACCACAUGGUAAAAUUCUGUCAUGAGCAGGGCACACACAGACAUGUUGGGCAAAAUUCUGUUUUACCCAGGGGAUGACCGAAGUACAACUUGCAACCAACUCUGAGUUACCCGACUAACCUGUGUCAUUUUAUUAGCCCUCUCUGGGCAGGUAAGGGCCCCAUUAUAGGAUGAUCCUAACAGAUCCUAGUGGCUGUCCACUAGGUGAAACAAAAUUCUGUCCAUUAACUGUUGAGAUAAGCCUGCCUUGAUUUACCUUGAUUAACUAACUUCAUGUCUUGGUCUAGAUGCAUCUUGUCUAGCCCAAGGUUUCAAACAGUGUUGGUCAACACCCUCUUAGUUAACAUAUUAAAAAAAUAUACUUUUUUCUUACUGAAAACAAGCCUAUCAGUGCUAUCAUUUGAUUCCAAGAAAAACUGAGGAAAGGGGAAAAAUUGGCUGCUUACUGCCCUCUGCUUUCAGUUUUUUUCAGUAGACAAAGUGGAAGACAUGGUGUAAUCAAGCAGGACCAAGAGAUCUUCAACCUUGCCCUUCUGCAGGCAUAUACAUGGUGUGCCAAGCGUGGUCUGCCUGCCACCCCACCCCCUUUUAGGUACCAGCUCCUCCAGCUGUAGCUAUGCGCAACCCUCCCCUAUAAGACUAGAAGAGUUGGUCAGAACAUGAAGUUUUCUGUAGGGUUGUUUCCAACUCUCCAGCAGGGAAUAGCAUACCAUGUGCUAUAAUGCCACUAUUGGUAGUAUGGGUACAGCUCUUAUCAGUAGCUCUCAUAUAAUUUUUAGAAACACUACAACUUGCACUUUUACAGACUUUCAGAAAUACUACAACUGCGGACAGUGCCAGCCUCAUAUCCAGUACAGAUCAGAAUUGAAGACAUUGCUAGCUAUAGUCCAUACUAGCUCAAGCACACAACUUAGAAGACCCAGCAGUGCCAUAAGUGCUAGUAGUAGUAGUUUAUUUACAGCUUCCACUAAAACAAUCCACUAAAAUGGACAGUAAAAAUUAUAUGUAAUAAAAGAACAACAUUUAUAUAAUGAUUAUUUUUGUUAAAAACAUAGACAUAAGGUUAUCCAUUCCAGCAGUGUACACAAAAUUAAAACAGAACAUGGUGCACAAUGAUACAAAAGAGAUAAAAUGAACCAGCGGACAGUAAAGCAAAGCAGAGGGAUUCUGUUUGAUUUUGGCCCUUAUUCUUUGUACAAAUUCAUUGUAUUCUUUGUUUCUUUUUGGCCCUUAUUAUUUGCACAUACACCCAAGGAGUAUAGAAAAGACUCAGAUUGUUUUUUCGUCAUUAGCCCAGCAUUUACAAGUUCUCAUUCUUGGAGAGAGAGAUCCAUUUUCCUUUUAUUUCUUCAAAGAACAAACAAAACCACAAAUAGUGAUGUAAAUCACCUAUUUCAUUCUUCCCACAAAAACGUUCUUUCCGUAUAUGGGGUCUGACACCACCUGCCCAUGUCAACUGCACAUCUCAUGAAAGCAAAUCUUAGUUUGCACAAGUGCUAGCAUUCUCCAGUCUUUGCCUUCAGCAUGGCUGCCUUCCACACAGCAGCAUUAAGAGAAGGCAGCUCCAUUUGCAGUUUCACCCUUCAGCAGACCCACAUUGUAAUUUUGCCCUGGCCUUCGCUGCCCAUUUGCCAGUGCAGACACUGGCGAUAUUGGAAUCACUAGCAUAAUUUUUUAAGAAGUCCAAGGCAAAUUUCAUAAAAAGAUCAAUCUUUGUCAAUUUUAAUAUAAUGUAUUGGUAUAUUUAUUAUUUGUGAUGAUUUGAGAGGAAGGAAGGAUAGCAGCCUGUAACAGGAAAGAGAAAAGUAUCUCUAGCUUGGUACAUUUUAAGGAGUGGGAAGACAGCAGAUGUGAGAGCAGAAUGUUUUCUUUAGCUUGCCAGCUGUACUUUAUAUGAACUAAGCAUGUUUGCUGUUUUAAUCCAUAGAAGAGAUAAUAUAAAACUCAGUCACUGGUGUAGUGAUCAUUGGCUUCAAUUAAGAGAGUUUGGGCAUGAAAAACUAAACAGGUUUUACUGUGGAGCAGCAGGCAAGCUUCUGCAGUCCUUUAGCCGCUAUCACAGGCAGCUAUUUCCUGAGACCCCAUCUCCCAAUUCUUCUAAAUUAGGGAGUGUCUCUAAAUUACAACUUUUAUUGCUACAUCUUCCCUCUUAACAAUAACUACAAAAAUCAAUUAAUACAAAAAUGAAUUCACGUCCAUCUACAGAAGAGAAGUUAUUAGUACAUCUCUGAAGUCAGUCCUAUCCCCCCUUUUCUGCAGCAGUUUUGAUAAGUCUCCAUGAGUCUUUCAGGAAGUUUCAUUUUCCUCGCAGAUCAAUGAAGUAUCUGCCUGAGGAGCUCGCUUAUUGAUGAUCUGGUUCUUAGGGACUCUCUGAGCUUUGUACCUGUAAACAAGCUUUGAAUCGAAGAUAGUGUUUUGCAUUAGUCAUAAGUGAACUUUUAAAGUAUUCAGAUAGUCAACAGAUUGUAUCCCCUAGGUCUGGAUGCUUAGCCAAGCAAUCUAGGUAGCCUGAUUCUGCAAAAUUAGGCCCCUGGCCUUUCAGUCAGAUUGAUGUAUCUGGACUCUUGCACCUUUAAACUAUAAAUCUUUUGAGAUUUCAAGCUGGGAGCAUAGAGAAAAUCAUUCUUGCAUUACCUCAGCAUUUUGCCUUCCAGCUCUUACAGAGAUUCAAAGAAGACAACCUGUCUUUUUUCUGGCUUACCAUCCCUUUCACAGGUCCUGUAACAAAUUUAGUUCAAGUUGAGAAGAGUACCGGGACUACAGUUUUUAAUUUGAUCCUGUGUAAGUUUUCCUGACUCGACUUGUUUCAUACGGAAGAAUUUCCAAAAGUGCUCAGUGCCAGUCUAAUUCUUUUUCUGUUAUUUUACCUGGUAGUGCCAUAGCAAGGGGGGUGGGAGGUGAGGGGGGUGACUGCCCUGGGCAGGGCAUAGGAUAGAGCUGCUAGCGGCUCAUUUGGGGGGGCGCAGGGAUGGGGGGAGGGUGACUCCCACCACUGCGUGCACUCCUGGGAAAGCAUUGGGGGGGGCGGGGAGGGUCCCCAUCAGAUCUGUGCAUGGGGCGAGGGCAGGCUGCCACUGCAGGCUUUGCCCCAAGAACCAAACUUCCUUUCCAUGGCACUGCCUGGUAAAAUUAUCAUGGACUUCAGUGAGAGCAGAGUUAGGCCAAUGCUGAACGCUUUCCAACAGCCCAGCCCAACUGGCUUCAAAGAAUAAGAUUGUCCUGCCACAUGUGGCCCUUCGUAUAAGUUCAAAAGCCACUGAAUAUAAGAGGGAACAUUCAGGGAAAAGAGUGGUCAGUCCCAGGAACAGGACCUAGGAUAGUCAUAAAAAUUAUUUUUAGAGUAUUUAACGAGCUGCGUCAUUGAAUUGGCAACUUUGGGACAGAUUUUUCUAAAUAAGGUGCCAAGUCUCAGUUCAGACUCCAGUGGAAAACCCACAAAGAAGCAGGCCCCGCCUGGUCUCUGGAGAUGCUUUACCAUUCUACUCUGGUCAGAUUUGAGGCAAAACAGCAGAUACACAGAGCACUUCAGCCUCUGGGGUUAUCACUUGAGCACUCUUCACCCACACUACAUUUUAAAGAGAAUCUUGACAUCAAUGGUUUCAUUUUCUCCCUGGCACAGAUGUAUGUAACUAUUCACUCUGCAUGGGCAAGUAAGGAGACUGGCUCUGAAAAGCUGAGCUUUGCAGCUUGAUUUCUGAUUGAGACUUAAGGGAGAAGAUUGUCAUAUGUAAAAAGAUGUCGUUAUAUUGAAUUGUAUCGCUCUAUUACCAGCAUAAGACCCUCUCUUCUAUUGUAAUUUCAUGAAAGAACAGACUUUCAAGUAGCCACCCAUAGUUUAGGGCCUGAACCCCAUCCUGUCAGCUGAACUGCGACUGCACAGUCACUACACUUUCAAGGUGAUGCCCUAGAAUAACACAACUAGUGCUACAAUUAUUCCUUGCAUGGAAAAGCAUGCCAUCUUUGUAAGGCUAGAACAGUGUCUUGCUCAAAGCACAGUUAAAUGAUCAGUCAGCAUGUUCCAAACGAAAACAACUGGAACGAGCAGCUGAAGCUAAAACUUGCAGUAGUCACAUGCACAUACUGACAGUUUAUCAAAACAGUCUGCAUGCCCUGUUGAGUUGAAACUGCAGUUGCAUGCUUUUAAUUCUAAUAAAAGUUCAUUUUCAGAUGUGACAAAUGUGCCUGUCCUUAUAUCUCAGUUAACUGGUAACUGUAUUUUUAUUUCAUUUGGGUCGCUUAGACUUGUUUGUGUGGUGUCUGAAAUACAUAUGAGCUGGCCUAUCAAAAAAAAACCCAACAAAAAACAAAAAAGCAAACCUCUAAACUAAACUGCAAUGUGUGUGACUGUUACCUGGAACUGUUUGUUCCAUUGUGCUUAUACCUAAUGUGAUGCAUAGAGAAACUACCUGAGCAACUAGAGCUAUGUGGCCUUUCCAGAGCAUCAGUCUGAAAGAUUAGGUUUUCUUCCCAGUCUGUUCAGCUCUGUACAUCCAGCCAUACUGCCUGUACCUUAUUUAUUUUAGGAAUGAAGUGCUAUUUCCUGGUACACACAGUCUGCUGGAGUUUGAUCCUAGCUUUCAGAAUUCUUUAACUGUAUUUUCUAGGAAGCAAUUGGUGGUACAAAUUUUACAUCUCACAGUGUCUUGGUUCCUUUAAUGCUAGACAAGCUGAUGAUGCUUUACAUUUACAUAUAUAUUUUAAAAUCUAAUUGGAUACAUUUUUCAGUGCUUUAUUAUUGGCAUGGUUCACCAAAAUGACUGUUCUGUUACUUGAAUGUUAUCAGUGAUUCCCUCCUUAGCCCAUUUCAUAGAGAAAUGUGGUAUACGGCAAAUGGGCCAAAUUAGUCUUAAACGGGACCCAACUGGAAAUAGUGGAGUUAUACCAUCAGGGAACUGGAUCUGCUAGAAACUAGGUCCUCAGCUAGUGCAAAUCAGCACAGAUUCAUUUAAAACUGGAGGUGGGGGUGGGGGGGAAGGGAUUGAACUUCAGUUCAUACCAGCUGGGGCUGAUGUUUUGCUAUUUUCUUUGAUACUUGUUUCAACUCAGAGUUAAAAUUCACCAGCUGUAAAAUCCCAAUUCAAAAUUCAGCUCAGCUAAUUUUAACAUAUUCCUUCAUUAAAUUGAUUGAGUACGUGUAUGCAUCUUUUGGGGGGUGGAAUUAAGCUAUUAAUUAAUAUUCAUGUAAGCAAAGAUUUGCACUGCACACAUAGAAUAUGUACAUACAAACACACCCUUGACAUACUCAGUUUGUACAGAUAUUUGCUUAGUUCACUUUUAUUUUUUAAACUACCCAGUGGAACUUAUCAUUGUCAAUAAAACUGAUUGGGUUAAAUUCACAGGCCAGAGGAUUACUACUUUUGGUGACGGCAGGAGCAGAUGGCACAUCACUUAUGCAUAAUGGAACACCUGGUACUGGGAGGGGUGAAGAGAACAUGUACUAAUCUUCCAGUAAUAUCAUGCUCUCACAUAACGUGGAAACAAAAGCUAGGGAUUGCUCACCAUUUCUGACGAAGACUUUACUUGAGUAAUCCUGACAUGUACCUGCAACUAGUGUUAAAUGAAAACUGUGUGCUGUAAUUCCCGUUUACUAUAUUAUUAGUAAUGUCAUAUGUGUUGUGAUUCAGUUGGACUGUCAGAAUGUGUAACCUAUAUACUUGUGUUUGUGGAACUGAAAUGUCUUAAAUGUUGCAUGAAAAUAUGUUAUAAAAAUAGAUUUUUUUUCUAUUUUUGAACACCUCUAAACUGAGGGAUCAUGGGCCAAUAAGUGCAAUAUUUAAUGACUUACUCAGUGUAUAUAAAUUUGUGUGAAAGGGAGAAGUGUCAUGUAUGUAUGAUAUGCUGUUGAUGAUGGCUGCGUGGCUUAUUUAAAAGAUUUUUAGUAGCUAUGUGUUUAGUAGUGAAAUUUAUACAGUCAAUGCUUUAUCCGUGUAGUGUUGAAAAUAAUCUACUCCUACUUCAUCUAAACUAUUUUUCAUAUAUAAGACAACAGUAAAAUAUGUCAGUAUGUUUAUUGCAAGUGCAUGUCAAUUUUACUUUUAGAAUUGUGGGUGUCCUUUUCAAAAGUUAUUGUGUUAUAUUAACAAUAGUGGAGAGACAUUUUCAAACAAAGGUACUUUUAGCCAUUUCUAAAUAAUCUGUGCAUACUAUGUUAAAAGCAUGUUCUCCAGAAACAUAUAGAUUGUCUUGGAACUCUUAAGCAGAAACCUUUGUUUUAUCUCAGAAAAAAGCUAAUUCUCUGCUUCGUCCACCUGUAUUGCAUAAUAUCAUGUGGCCGCUUUAACUUAAUUGUAUACUUCAUUCAUGAUAACGAUAAACCUGGAAUAGUAAAUAGGAGUCUCCAAAGGUAUCAAAGAUGUUAAAAUUGAGUUGUUUGCAUCUAUUUGGUGCACUGGAGUCACCAUUUUUGAAAGGCACUUGUAUCUCACAUCUAAAAUGGUCCAAAGCAAAAAUUUUUAACCCUUAAUAAUUCCACUCCGAUGGUUACAUUUCUAACAUUCUCAGAUAUUGCAGGUAUAACAUACAUUCCUAAAUAUAUUAGAGUGCAAAAUUUGUCUUAUGUUGCACUGCUAUAAAUUUUGAGUUACUCCAUUGACAUAAGUAGGGUUUCUUAGCUGUAUAACUGAGAGUAGAAGAGGGCCCAAAUGUUGCCUUGAGAUUAGAAGAAAAUAUUAAGCUGUUUUUUCCCCUCAUUGCCUUGCACAUCUGUACUCAUCUAUUCACCCAGUUAGGCGGCAUCUUUAAGCACUUACCUAACUUUAUCCCUGUGCAGCAAAGUACAUAAGGACAUGCUUAAUUUCAGCUACUUGAUCACUAUACUGCCUGUGGUUCCCCACCAGUGAUUGUGAAGAUUGCAGAGCAGAAGUUAGUACUUUUAAAUAACUCCCACUGCAUCUUCCUUUGUACAGUAUGGUAGUUCUGUAAGGAAAUACAUUCCUGUGCCCUGAUUUGGAUAGGAAUUUGCUGAAUAGGAAUGAACUAGUGAAAGAAGGCCAAGAUGAGUAAAAUUUUGUGGAUGGACUACCAAAAUAACAUUACUUUGAGCAUUUUCAUCAUGGUAAAAAGGGCAGCAAUUACAUUCUGUGCCUUGCCUGGUAUGUUUCCAUGAUAGGUUUACAAAGCUGGGAGCUUAUGCAGUGACUACUUUAGUAAAGCUAGUUUUCAUUAAAAAAAAGAAAAGUGCAAGCAAGAAAAAACGGUGAAAAGAAAGAGUCAAAAGCCAAGUCUUUCAGGAAGCCAAUAGCUUCAUUUUCCUUCCCCUUUGCUUACCAUCAAGUAGUUCUACUAAAAAAUAGCCAGAUUACAUUAAGUAAUACAGGACAAUUGCAACUAAGGUCUAUGCAUCUCAAAAAUGCUUCCCCAUGUUUUAUGACUUUUGUUGUGAAAUCAUAAGCUAAAUUAUACUGUGUAAGAGAAAUGAAACAGUAUAGGAUGGGGGAAAUUCACAAUUACCUAAUGAAAGAUAAAAUAAGUGCAAACUUCUCUGUAGCCAAGGAACAGACAUGGUAACAGUCAUAAUUUAAGAUGCAUUGAAACACAAACAUACAGGCAGAGAGCUAUGAGACUGCGGAUGCAUUCCCUAUAUAUUUCACUACUGCUGCUAAGUGACCUGACCACCUCAUGGUUGGCAAAGUUCUUGUCACCAUGCUAGAAAAUUUUAACUGGUAUUUUUACUCUUCCCUGUACAUGUAUGAGUACACAAAAACAAAACCAAAUGCCUGGAGCAGUCUUGGAUCCCUUGCACUAACUUGCUUGUGCACUCACUAUUCUUGACAAAACAUUGAAGUACCUACUUGGAUACAUCUGUAAGGUGGUUGGCCCUUCCCCAUCUUCUAAACAACACGAUAUAGUGACUUGGGUUCUAAAAAUAUGUUAGUUUAAAAUGCUGCUGAGUGACAGAUACUGUGACUCUUCUGCAUACAUCCACAGGAGCUCUUGUCUAGAUGUGAAGUUCAAGUUUUAUCCAUGUGCAAAGUUUUAAUUCUAUGUGAAGUAAAGACUGUGUGUACUCCAUUGGAUAUUCUCUUCGUAUGUGAUUUCUGUAUAGCAAGUGGAUUUAGUUUUGUUUUUGAGGAUUUUUUUUUCCUUUUUGGAGAUCAUAAUAAAUAUUCAAGAGAAUAUAUUCAUGAAUUUUA